Molecule: messenger RNA, 603 nt
Organism: Cladocopium goreaui
Lineage: Eukaryota; Dinophyceae; Suessiales; Symbiodiniaceae
Source: the annotation of a GenBank genome assembly
AUGCCCAACAAUGCCUGGGGUGGCGAUGGCUGCAUCGGUUGUGACAUAGGCACCGGCUUGCUGCAUCGCAUCCCUGCGCCCCGGCGGCCGCCGGGUGGGGCCUGUGCUCCUCAGGUCACUGGUGUCCCGCAGAUGCCCGCGGUGGCAAUACCGAAAGGUCCUGCGGCUGCUCCCAGCAUCACUGGCAUCCCUACGCCGGGCAUUCCAAUGCCUGGAGGGAUCCCAGUACCUGGAGGCAUUCCCCCACCAGGGGGCGUAGCGCCGGGCGCAUCGUCUCUGCCGGCCAUUCGCCCCGGCGGCAGCUGGGCGCCUCCAGCGCAGCCUGCGCCUGCGCCUGCGCCCCCGCCUGCGCAGGCUGGGGGAGCGACCAUCACCCCAGAGGCAAUGGCCCAGCUGCAGGCCCAGAUACAACAAAUGGGCAUAGGGGCUGCCGGUACGAACGGCGAGGUGAUCUCGCCCAGCUCCAUGGCAGAAAAUCCCAAGGCUCCUCCCAGUACGCCGAUGAAUGGGCAAGAGAUGCCACCUGUUGACCUCUCUGCGGCUAUGGACCCCAGCAAGGUCAGGGGCGUGGUGGCGCUGGCCGCCGCAAUGACGAUCAUCUAG